Molecule: messenger RNA, 1705 nt
Organism: Tribolium castaneum (red flour beetle)
Lineage: Eukaryota; Metazoa; Arthropoda; Insecta; Coleoptera; Tenebrionidae
Product: zinc transporter ZIP1
Exons: 4
Coding region: 227-1381 (384 amino acids)
Biological process (GO): zinc ion transmembrane transport
Cellular component (GO): plasma membrane
Molecular function (GO): zinc ion transmembrane transporter activity
Source: RefSeq, a predicted model, not a curated record
GCCUUUUCUCUUCAGUCUUCAACGACUCGCUAUGAAGUUAGCAUUGCCGCGACCGCUCUCUUGAAACAUGUGAGGAUGAACUGUUUUGUUAAUUACUAAUUAAUAUCGCGCGAAAAAUUAGUACUGUGCGGAAAUUUACGAACGCCAUUUCAGGAGCAGCACGAGCGCCUUGGGGCCAUGAAGAGCUAAUCACUUCGAACCGAGCAAGUGCCAAGUGAAGUGUAAAAUGUCGGCGAAGAUGGAAGCCGUGAAAUCGGAAGACAAUAACGAUCUAAUUCUGGCCAAAGCGGUGGCGAUGUGCGUCCUCGGCCUCGCGUCUUUCCUCAUCGGGAUCCUCCCGGUGAAGCUGACCAAGCUCAUCAACAUCAAAGCCGUGGACGGUGACAAGAACUUGCUGAUCUCCUUGCUGUUGUGCUUCGGGGGUGGCGUGCUGUUAUUCACGACUUUUAUCCACUUGCAACCGGAAGUGCGGGAGAGUUUCAUGCGUCUGGAGUCGCACAACAAGAUCCCCAGCAUCGGGAGCGGGGUCCCGAUGUCGGAGCUGGUGUUCUGCGUCGGCUUCUUCUUCGUGUACCUCAUCGAGGAGCUGGUGCACCUCUUCCUGCACCGCAAGCUCAACGACGACGCUCUGCACCGCUCGCUGUCCAUCCGGUGCAGCAACAAGAAGCGCAACCUGACCAUCCCCCGGGUCACCCUCAACAAGUUCGAUGACGGGAACAUCAGCUACAUCAGCAACUCCAACAAGGAGCUGCUCAACUCGCAGUCCACCAUCAACUUCGAGAGCCACUCGCACUCGCACUCGCACAUCGACGGCGCCUUGAAGAACUCCUUCAGCGGGCUGCUGGCGGUGCUGGCUUUGAGCUUCCACGCCGUUUUCGAGGGCCUUGCGGUCGGGCUCGAGGGCAGCGUCCAGAAGGUCUGGUACUUGUUCGCGGCCAUAGCCACGCACAAGUUGGUCAUUGCAUUCUGCGUGGGAGUCGAACUGGUGACCUCGAAAACCAAGCUGCUGCUAGUCGUCCUGUACAUCGGGACAUUCGCCGUUGUCACUCCUCUAGGCAUCGGGAUCGGGCUGGUGCUGAGCGAGUCUGGCAACAGCAGCGAGGACAUCACCUCGGUGGUGCUGCAGGGAAUGGCAGCGGGGACGCUCCUCUACGUCGUCUUCUUCGAGGUUCUUGCCAGAGAGCGCGGCAACAACCACAGCGGGGUUUGGCAGCUUUUGGCCAUCCUGCUGGGCUUUGCCGUCAUGUUCUGCUUGCAGAUUUUAACUGGACACGAGCACAGCCACGGCGACGCCCACUCGCACGGCCACGUGCAUCACGAACACCACGUGGAAGUUACCACUCAACAUCACCACCACCACGAGCAUCCCCAUUUAAUUUAGUUUAAUUUAUUUUUUUACUUUUUUAUAAUUGGCAAUUGAUUUUGUUUGUUAAGCGUACCUGAAAAUUACGAAUGUAGAAACCUUGGCAUUAUUUCUGUAAAUAGUGUUAAUGCCAUUAUCAUGUAAAUAUUUUAAAUGACAGCAAUAACAUUCUAAUAAUUAGGUGCCAACAAAAGCAUGCAGUACUUAUACUCUUCUUCACACAUUUUAAUUGAUACAACAUCCCGAUUCCCAUGUUUUCUCACGUUACAUAAUGAAUAAUGGAUUCAAUCAGUUCUUGUAUGUAAAUAUUGUAAAAUUAGCAAUAAAUUUGUAUAAAAAAUC